Emericellopsis cladophorae is the source of this 1449-nucleotide messenger RNA. Its product is annotated as hexokinase A. Gene Ontology annotation, biological process: glucose 6-phosphate metabolic process; intracellular glucose homeostasis; glycolytic process. Gene Ontology annotation, molecular function: mannokinase activity; fructokinase activity; D-glucose binding. NCBI's taxonomy places the organism in Eukaryota, Fungi, Ascomycota, Sordariomycetes, Hypocreales, Bionectriaceae. The transcript is spliced from 3 exons. Gene Ontology annotation, cellular component: cytosol; mitochondrion. The record is from RefSeq and is a predicted model, not a curated record. Bases 1 to 1449 code for a protein of 482 amino acids.
AUGGCAGGCUCCAAGACGGAUUUGCCCCAAAAUCUCAUUGCCCAGAUCCGAUACCUGGAGGAUCUGUUCACCGUUGACACACAGAAGCUCAAGGCAAUCUCGGACCACUUUGUCUCCGAGCUUGAUAAGGGCCUCAGCGUCGAGGGUGGAAGCAUUCCCAUGAACCCUACCUGGGUGAUGGCCUUUCCCGAUGGCCACGAAACCGGUACCUACCUUGCUCUGGAUAUGGGUGGCACAAAUCUCCGCGUCUGCGAGAUUACCCUAACCGACCAAAAGUCGGAGUUUGACAUCAUUCAAUCCAAGUACCGGAUGCCUGAGGAGCUCAAGACCACGAACAAUAACGAGGAACUUUGGGACUAUAUUGCCGACUGCUUGCACCAAUUCGUCGAGACUCACCAUGGCGACUGUGCUAAGGUCGAUGUCCUUCCGUUGGGCUUCACCUUUUCCUAUCCUGCGACCCAGAACUACAUCGAUGAGGGCAUUUUGCAGCGGUGGACCAAGGGUUUCGACAUCAACGGUGUCGAGGGCAAGAACGUGGUGCCUAUGCUUGACGCUGCCCUAGCAAAGCGCGGCGUCCCUAUUCGCGUGACUGCGUUGAUCAACGACACGACGGGUACCAUGAUCGCUUCGGCCUACACCGACACCAAGAUGAAGAUUGGUUGUAUCUUUGGCACUGGCUGCAACGCAGCUUACAUGGAGGAGGUUGGCCAGAUCCCCAAGCUCGCUCAGCUCAACCUGCCGGCCGACACACCCAUGGCCAUCAACUGCGAGUGGGGUGCCUUUGACAACGAGCACAAGGUUCUUCCCCGUACGAGCUACGAUGUGGCCAUUGAUCGCGACUCGCCCCGCCCCGGUCAGCAGGCUUUCGAGAAGAUGAUUGCUGGCCUCUACCUGGGAGAAAUCUUCCGACUCGUGCUUGUUGACCUGCACGAUAACGAAGAGGUCAACAUCUUCAAGGGCCAAGACAUUGCCAUCCUCCGCAAGCCGUACAGCUUGGAUUCUUCUUUCCUAUCUGGCGUUGAGGAGGAUCCUUUCGAGAACCUCCAGGAGACUUACGAUACCUUUGCUCAGAAGCUGAACAUUGUCUGCACGCUACCCGAGCUCGAGCUGAUCCGCCGACUGGCAGAGCUGAUCGGCACCCGCGCAGCCCGUCUCUCCGCCUGCGGCGUCGCCGCCAUCUGCAAGAAGAAGAACUACAAGUCAUGCCAUGUCGGCGCUGACGGGUCGGUCUUCAACAAAUACCCUCACUUCAAGGCACGUGGUGCCCAGGCACUCAAGGAGAUUCUGGACUGGCCCGAGAAAAGCAACCCGAAGGAGGAGGACCCCAUUGAAGUGCUCGCUGCUGAGGAUGGCAGUGGCGUGGGUGCCGCUUUGAUUGCCGCUCUGACGCUCAAGCGUGUCAAGGGAGGCAACCUUGCCGGCAUCCUCCACCCAGAACACUUCAAGUAA